Molecule: messenger RNA, 8511 nt
Organism: Nycticebus coucang (slow loris)
Lineage: Eukaryota; Metazoa; Chordata; Mammalia; Primates; Lorisidae
Gene: GMPR
Product: guanosine monophosphate reductase
Exons: 9
Coding region: 215-1252 (345 amino acids)
Biological process (GO): nucleotide metabolic process
Cellular component (GO): GMP reductase complex
Molecular function (GO): GMP reductase activity
Source: RefSeq, a predicted model, not a curated record
ACUAGAGACAGAACCAGCCGGGAAGAAGGAGGCAGCCGCCGCCGGCCUGUCCCCAGCAGCCUCCGCUCUGGACCCCGCCGGGGCGCUCGCGGGCGCGGCCACCCGGAGCGCGGGGGCGGGCGGAGCGUGACCGGAGUCCGGUCGGCCGGGUAGGAGCGCAGCGAGCGCGCCCGGCCCCGCGCCGCAGGAAGGAGCCGCCCGCGGCGCCGGCGUCAUGCCCCGCAUAGAUGCGGACCUCAAGCUGGACUUCAAGGAUGUCCUGCUGCGACCCAAGCGGAGCAGCCUCAAGAGCCGAGCCGAGGUGGAUCUUGAGCGUACCUUCACAUUUCGAAACUCUAAGCAGACCUAUUCAGGGAUUCCCAUCAUUGUGGCCAACAUGGACACUGUAGGGACAUUUGAGAUGGCAGCUGUCAUGUCGCAGCACUCAAUGUUUACAGCAAUUCAUAAACACUACACCCUGGAUGACUGGAAGCUCUUUGCCACAAAUCACCCAGAAUGCCUGCAGCAUGUAGCUGUGAGUUCAGGCAGUGGGCAGAAUGAUCUGGAAAAGAUGACCAGCAUCCUGGAAGCUGUGCCACAGAUCAAGUUUAUUUGCCUGGAUGUGGCUAACGGGUAUUCAGAACAUUUUGUGGAAUUUGUGAAACUCGUCCGUGCCAAAUUUCCUGAACACACCAUUAUGGCAGGGAAUGUGGUGACCGGAGAGAUGGUGGAAGAGCUUAUUCUGUCUGGAGCAGAUAUCAUCAAAGUGGGAAUUGGUCCAGGUUCCGUGUGCACCACCCGCACCAAGACAGGGGUGGGCUACCCCCAGCUGAGCGCAGUGAUCGAGUGCGCAGACUCUGCACAUGGCCUGAAGGGGCACAUCAUCUCUGAUGGAGGCUGUACGUGUCCAGGAGAUGUCGCCAAAGCCUUUGGAGCUGGAGCUGACUUUGUCAUGCUGGGAGGAAUGUUUUCGGGCCAUACCGAAUGUGCAGGAGAGCUGAUUGAGAGGAACGGACGGAAGCUCAAGCUCUUCUAUGGAAUGAGUUCUGAAACGGCCAUGAAAAAGCAUGCGGGAGGAGUCGCAGAGUACAGAGCCUCUGAAGGUAAGACGGUGGAAGUACCUUACAGAGGAGAUGUAGAAAACACCAUUCUGGAUAUUCUGGGAGGACUUAGGUCUACCUGCACCUAUGUGGGAGCUGCCAAACUCAAAGAGCUCAGCAGGAGGGCAACGUUCAUCCGGGUGACCCAACAGCACAACACGCUGUUCAGCUAACCCCACGGUUAAGAUGGAGUGAUGUCUGCUUAAGCGGAAGCUCCCCACACACCUGCUCUUCCCAUCUCCCGCCCACCCCCCCACAUCGGCUUCUGGCUGCUCCUGAAUGGUGGAACAUACAUCCUUUCUCCCUUCUGCGCCUGGAGGCUUUGGGGCUCUCCCUCGUGCCUUCUUGGGGCCCAGAAGAUGGGGCCAGCGGUCAGAGCCCAGCUACCCAGAACUCAUAACCUCAUUGUUAAAACCAGUAUUUGCACCUCUUUCUCCCUCCCUUUCUUUUUUAAAAGAAAAUGGUUUCACUUUAAUAUAAUGCCAUUAUCUUAAGACUUGAUCGAGUGCUGGAGUUUGCAUUUGCAGGACCCAAGUUGUUUUCCCCAGUGGGCGUUUUGGGCUCUAGGUUAUUUGGAGGUCAAUGCACAUCCAGACUUGGACUAGAAAGGUGGUACUUAAGGACAUUUUUUGCUUUCUUGGACAGGCCAGUGGCAAGCCACUUUGGCUGUUAGCAGACAAGUCACUGUAGGAGGGGAGGGGAGGUUUGGGAGGUGGAGGAGAAAAGCCAGGGUUGGAGUGACUGGCAGCCCCCCUCCAGCUUUAGGUACUGGAAAACAACACAAGCAAUUGACUGGACAAAUGAACAUGAACUGUCUUCCCAGUUUAUGCUCACAAGGUCAUGGGGUGUGUUUUCACUGACUCCUUUAUUACAUGUGCUUUUUGGGAAUAAGUCACCUCUCACCACCAGUUUGCUACUGCUGGGGGAAAGCUAACCCUGUCUUUUCCUCCCUUUUCAGUCCUAACAUGUCAGGAUGGCCUCUUUUUUUUCUUUUUUUUGCAGUUUUUGGCUGGGGCUGGGUUUGAACCUGCCACCUCUGGCAUAUGGGGCUAGUGCCCUACUUCUUUGAGCCACAGGUGCUGCCCAGGAUGGCCUCUCUUUAAGAAGUUAUAAAUAAUUUUGAAAUUCCACAAGACGUUUUACUGAAAGGUUAUCUAUCAAGAAAUUAGUAGGUGGAGAACCACUGAAAGACAGCAAAACCUUUGACCAGUAGGAUCCUAAAAGGCGCUGGCUUAAAGAGUCAGAACUGUUCUGUGCCAAAUGAUCCAGGGAGGUGACACCCAUCUGUCCACCAUAGUGCCCUAAGACUGUGCCUGCUACGGAGGCACAUGCUGCUUUGUCCCUGUUGUUUAAAGCUUUGGCAGACUAACUCUGUCUCCAUAACCAAACACUGGUCUCUUACAGUCCAAUAUUUAGGUAAGAAAUUUUAAGGCUCUGUUACUCUUUUGCCUUAGCAAAUUCACCUCUGCCUCCAAUAGGAAUGGGCCUGGGGACCUCACUUUGUAGUGUCCCUCAGACCAGCUAUCCUAUGGGACCCCAACAUGGAACAAACAGCCUUGCUGCUGACCCACUGGGCUUCCUGUACCAGGGUGGGAGGGGAGGAAGAGCCAGGGGACUUGAUGCCAUCUGCCUUGAGCUGCUCUGUGUGAGGUGAGUACCAUGGCCACUAGACAGAACCAUUAGCAUCUCAUAAAAACAGAAAGGGAAGGCAGAUUCAGGCUGUUUCCCCAGACUUGCUCACAGCACGGGCACAAUUGCCCAAACUACUCUGGAGGAGAACCUGGGGCAGCACUUCUUACCUAAUCGUCACAUCUAAUGUGUGUGUCAGCACCUCAACAAUUAAGUCUCGUGAGAGGACGAGUCCUAGUUGGAUGCCCCUCAGACACCUAACAAAGACCACAGUAGGAAAGAGUCCCCAUUCCUCAUGAGAUAAGUGAAAACUGAAUUUAACCCGCAUUGUCUCCCUUCUCUGUGUGACCUUGAGGUGGGCGUGGAGGUGAUCCCCCUGAAAGUCACAAGUUGCUGAGCAGUUACUUUCUGGGACAACUGUGAAGCCACAUCUUUCCAAGGUGGGCCCGGUAAAAACAUACCGUGCAGUACUGCUGAGGACAAACACAGGGGCAAUCCCUGCUCACUGAAUUUCUAGCAAGCAGGAGCUAUGGGAAACCUAAACAAAUUUUCUAUCUUCAGACCACUAACCAGUUUACAGCCAAACUGUAGAGGAUAUAUAAUGGUUAUGCCACAUGAGCCCAUGAAGCUGCCAAAUGUCUGUAAAUAAAUACCUCUUGUAGGAACCACAGUGUUCUGAUAGUAAAUGUGAAUGUGAACCGAACAAGAUAUCAGAUGUGGACACAUGCCUUUUACCUUACGUCAUCCCAAGCACACACUACACCCUGCUGCAAAAAAAAAGAAUCAGGCUGGGGAGGCAACACGUCAUGUCACUUCCCUUACCAUGGACCUUCCCAGGGAGCGCUGAGUUCAUAGAAGGGGUUAAAUUAAGAAAGGAAUUAGGACGACUUUCUCAGCCUUGACAAAAGGCAAAGACACAAUGUUUGCAAUUGGCACUGUUAUUUUAUUAGUACGAGUAUACUGAAACAAUAAACUUGUACUGGUAUACAGACAAUUUAUUUAAAACAAUUUUGUUCAAAUUUUGAAUCAAACAUUGUUUUAUUAUAAUAAUGAAAUAAUUUCUACCUAGAAAACCUGCAAGCACCAUCAAAGAAAGGGACCAUAAAAUUCAAUAAACAGACUCGAGUGUAUCCUACAAAUAGACACACCACGAUUAGAAAAUAGAAUAUGAAUUCUUCCAUUUUUUUAAUAUUUGUUUUAAAAAAGCUAGUGCAAGUACAAUAUUUUACACUGGAAUUACAGAGAGUAUGCACGCAUAUGGAAAAAAGUUCUCCUGUCACCAUAAAAGCUCUUAACUAUGUAUGCACUUAAAAUUUUCUUUUCAAUAAGGUGCAAAACAUCCUUCCUUCCCUAGUUCUCUGUACUGGCCAUGUCAGUCUGGUAGCGCCCACAACCCAAGUUCUGGUGUCUGUUUUCCUGUGGGAGGCAUACAAAUCAGAAGUUUGGUGGGUAAUGAUCCAAGAGUAAAACCUCCCGUGGUAUGAAUCUCAAGAGAUGACUCUGGGGCCAGGACCCCACUGGCUAGAAAUUAGAGUUCUGUCUACUCCGAAGGGCACCACAAAUACUGACAGGACUAUAUUAAAACCUCCUUUCAGUUGACACUAAUUUGGGUUUACAGUUGAGCAGUGCAGGCUGGGGAGGAAGAAACCCGGCCGAAAAGGGCAGUAUUCACAGAACUGGAUGCACAGGUGUCAAGUUUAAGAUUCACCGACUAAAGAAUUUAUCCCACUCCUGUACCAGAUAAUAACUUAGAGCAGCGGUUCUCAACCUGUAGGUCACGACCCACAGGAACUGUAUUAAAGGGCUGCGGCAUUAGGAAGGUUGAGAACCACUGACUUAAAAGAGUAGGGGUGGUCCAUGUAAGAACCGGAGCAAACCUAUGCACCGAGCUUCUCAGUUAACUGCUCUUUAUCAACCACAGCUCUAAGCUAGUGUCACCUCAGACUUGGUUCUCUGGAGGACAGUAUGUUAUCUUGGUAAGGAUUACUGUAAACAACGCUUCCAAUGAAGGCCUUCAGAUUGGCCACGGUCAAAAGAGACAAGCUCACUGGCCAUCCAGACGGCAAACAAACUAAAGAAAAAGAAAACGUGGGUGAGUGGGUGAAGUCUCCAAUUUAUCUGCAGUGGAAGACUUGAAUCCUUUCAGAUAAGAAAAGGUAUGGAAAUUCUCAGAGACUGUUAUUGUAUAGAUACUACCUAUUGGCCAAAUGCACUUAAAAUUUUAAUACAGUCGAACCAUUUCUAUGCAAGUCAUUGGGGACAUGAAAAACUGAAGCCACUGUUCCCUACCGCCAUUAUACAGGUGAAUGUUCGCUACCAGAACAAUUGCUUUUAACGAGAAGAGAGGGGAUGAGAUUCUGAAUUUAAGAAUUGAAGGUGGGGAUGCUUAAUAUCCCCCAUAGCUGUCCAGUUUCCUCUGUCCAGCAAGAUUUUUGGACAAGAAUACUAUUCGGAGACAUUACUACACAUUUAUUUUGGCCUCCUUAAGGAAAAAUCAAAACUAAAAUAAAAUGAGGCAUUUACAUGGAAAACCCCUCCCCCAUUUAAAUGAGGUGAAAGGCGGUUAAACAAUUUUUUUUUUGUCCCCAUAAUGAUUCCUGUUUUAUUGGUAGCUAGGAUUCCUUGUUACAAACACUUCAUGUUCAGGAUUAUAUUCUUUGGGUUUAGAGGAACAGGAAGUGCUGAAAAUGUCAAACAUCAUCUCUGAAAUAAAAGAAGCUGCAAUGGCUUAAGAGUUUAGUCUAAACAAGGAGUUCAGAGAAGUACUUUCAGCAUAGGAAUGAACAGUAUUCUCAAAUAGCAGAAUACAGAGUUCCCCUCCCUCAGACAAGGGCUUUGUGUAACGAAAACAACAUAAGCAUAGGUAUAGUUUAAGAGCCUUUUAUGUAGUAAAUCUUCUAGGCCAUAACCAUAUAAAUCUGAUCAUUUAGACAUGACAAAUUUCUAUAUACAAAAAAACAUGUAACUUUCAACCCUUAUCUGCUUUUUUUUGUUUUUUUGUUUUUACAAACAAAGUAUGAAACUCAUUGUUUCAACAGAUCCAUAUCUUUCAAACACUGAAUGAAUCAUUUCGACAUUCAUUUUUCUUCUGUGCAAUUUUUUAAAACAUUACCUGUACUCCUCAAAGUGAGUGCUUCAAAAUGUUUUCUCUUCAGCUUCUCAAAUUAGGUGUACAUUAAAAAAAAAAAAAAUUCCCACAAGGUAUAGUGCUACAAGAAAAGAUCCUAUCAGUAAGGUAACAUAUUUGAAGCGAGGUCAUCUAUGUAAAAGAAAUCUCAGCUCCGGAGUAGAGGUGUGCAAGUUGUUUGGAGUUUCCCUAUCAACAGAAACACAACACUGUCCGUGGAAAAGAGAGGAAACCAACCCAACACAAUAGCAUAUGCAUGUGCUUUAUAAAAAAGUAUAUUCUCUGUAUAUUUAUUACUUGAUGUGUUCUUAAAUUCUCUAUUUCAGAAAUUCUGGGUUUAAAACACAAGUGUGGAAGCAAAGGCCUCCACUCCACUUAAAAAAAAAAAAACAAAAAAGCGUGAUUCGCUUUCCUUUCAUUAUCACCACCGAAGAAACGGGAUUGGGCCGUGGAGUCUGUUGGCCCUGUUUUCACCUGGUAUUAUCGGGGGUGACUGGAAAUUGAAGUGCAAAGGGGUUCAGAAGAGAACAGACCAGUUUGUUGAGCUGCCUGCAGUUCAUGAGACGGUAGCCAUGACAACCAACACAGCUCAAAAGCCUGGCCUUCGGUCCCAAGAGCUCUGCUUCCUCACCCACAUCUGAAAUAGCAUGGCAUUAGUGUCUUCAAAAGCAUUUUGAGACUUUUCUCUGCACGAAAGAAAUAGGUUUCCUUAGUAGUCACAGAUAUUAUAGGGUUAUUGUCAAUUGUUUCCUUAAACAAAACAAAACAAAGAAAAUCCAAAGCUACAACAAUAAAAAUAAAUUUUGGCAACAUAUUUCAGUAAAGAUCAAACUAUGUGCAAAGAGUGGAUUUUAUGAUUACUAGGAGCUACUGUUCGUCUUGAACAUGCAGCAUUAUAUUGCAAUCUAUGCAGUAUCUAAGGAGUAAUCCACAAGAUGCAGGAAAUCCAAACAUUCCUUAAUAUUGUACAACCCUACUCCAGAGCAGUCAAAGUGCUGCUUCUGGACACGUCAGUGUACCACACACACACCGGCCCCGUCCCUGAGUAAGAGGUGUGAAAGGUUCCGCAGAGUUCCUUAAAGGGGAAAAGGAGGGAUGCUGCCACUUCCUGUGGGGGGAGAAACCCGACACACUCACCUAACAGAAAACAUUUAGGGUCACGAUUCAGAGUUAGAAAUGGGAUCGACGACAAACAAGAAAAUCAAAUCAUCCCAAACCCAACUGGGUGAGUUAGGGAAAACAAAAACUUGACUGACAUAGAAAAUUAUCCCAAAAGUCCAAAUGAAAAUGCAAUUUGGAUUUCCACUUCAAAAGAUUUGAGGUAAGUGGCAUCCGUCUCUGAAUCCCUCCCUCCCCCACCCCCUGCCCCAAUGUGGCCCAGACAAACUGAAAUAAUUCUUAAGUUAAAACAUUCUAAGGAACAGUCAUUUUAUAUAUUUAGAAAUCCCUAUAAAGAGAGGUUCUUGCUUGUUGGUUUCUUAUUAAUAAUAUUAUUUUUUUUUCUUUCGCCCUGACUAAUUUCUUGGUGAUUGUGUUCCAUUGUAAACGCAAAAGGCCUGCUGUUAUUAGUUUAAAAAUGGAAAACAGGAAAGAAAGAAGAACAAAAGACGGCUGUCGGUAAAUAUUGCCAAGUGGACACAGUACAGAGGCACGUGGCUGAUCCUUGUAUGCUGCACGGCACCGAAGGACUUCUACCCCUGUCAUUGUUUUGUCUGCUGUGCAGAAGUGGUGACAAAGGCUUGCCAGCGUCUGCAAACAAGAGGAGGCUCCUGCCCUGUGCGGUCUUCCUAUUUGAAGAGGAAGCUGCCACGAGAGUGGUUGACCGUGGUUGGCAGGUGGUCCCCUUCACAGCCCCUGGGCAGCACGCUCAGAACGCACACACACACAGGCUACACUUCCUGCCCACGCACGGCAGCAGAGCUCAACGUCUCAAGGACACGGACCCUGAGGAGGGCCCUAUACUUGCAGAAAGGACCGUGGAAAAUGGGUUGACACCAGGCUACAUUGCUCCAGAGUGCAUCUUAGAAAUGAAUCUGCCUCCUUCCUCUCCAUACUCCACAUCCACUAUUCCGGGUGGUGACAGGGGCACUGCGCCUCUUCCCCUAGGUCUCCUCGGCUGGCUCUUUCUGCAAGAUGGUGACAGACACUCCUGAAGGCUCCCCGCCCCAGCACUCAGCAUCUGCAGCAGGGGAAAGGCGGGAGGCUCUCCCCAUCUUGGAUCCUUCCCGCCAGCCCUGCUCUGGCCAGAACAGGGAACAUCAACCGAACAAGGAAAAAGCCAAAAGGGAUUGAGCUUUAACUAUAUAGCACACCGGUCAGACUCUAUUGGCACAGAAAGUAUUGCACAUGCUAAAAGAGCAAGAGAAUGAAAUGGGACACAUGUUUAGAAAGAACCAAUUAUUUUAUAAUUCCUAUACCUGAAAUAGAACCACAAAAAUGAUGAUGAUGUUCCUAUUGCUCCAAACCAUGUGUGUUUUCUCAUUUUAGUUUUGGUUCAAUGGAUCCAGUCAGUUCAAUACUCGAAGUAAGCCAACAAGGUAGGGUGUGUGUUUUGUGUGUGUAUGUUUUGAGUCCACAUGAGUUGUAAAUAGUGGUACUAAUGAAAACAAAGUCUAUGUGGCAGCCCCGUAUUCCUCUUACCAUCAAAGGUUAAAACACAAAAAGAAAAACAAAACC